GCACCAACUAAAGAUUAGCUUAUGUAUUUCGUGUGCUGCUGUAUUUUCUUCUCCCGUUUUCAUUAUUUUAUUUCUGUGGAACAACCGUUUUCGCCCGUGUGCGCGUUACUUCAUCUGAUAUUAACUGCAAAGCUAGUUUGACUUGAAAAUCGAGUCUGUCGCAGGGGAACGUUGAAGAAACAGUAGUUGAGUUGUGCUAACUUGCUAGCUUUCGUUAGCAGCUCGGCUCGGUGACCGGGAUGUCUUAUAGAAAAACUCUGAAAGUUAUAUUCGGUUUCGCCGGAGGUUCUGCCGCCCUGGUGCUGGCGGCUGCCGCUGCCGACUCUCGUGGCUAUUUCGGCGAGAGUAAAACCGAGGCGGGCGGUCGCUGGUCUCGACUGUCCGCGCUUCAAGCCGCCCAGCCGGCGUGGGCAGCAACGAGCAUCACGCCAGUGCCGACUGGUCACGCUUGGGACGUUAACUGGGACAAGAGAGAACCUUCAACACUGUCCAAUGGCAAGAAGAAGGAGAGUGCAAGUGAUGAUCCCAGCUCAGAGCAGGAGAAUGGCAAAUCAAAAGCCACACGUAACAUCCUCCUCAUCAGACACUCUCAGUACAACCUGAGCGGAAGCAGCGACAAGGAACGCAUCCUCACUCCUCUGGGUCGAGAGCAGGCUGAGUUGACAGGUCAUCGUCUGUCAGCACUGGGACUGAAAUACGAUGUUCUGAUCCACUCCAGCAUGGCCAGAGCCACAGAGACCGCACACAUCAUCAGCAAACACCUUCCCGGUGUGGAGCUGCUGAGCUGUGACUUGCUUCGAGAGGGUGCGCCCAUCGAGCCAGUUCCAUCCGUCACUCACUGGAAGCCUGACGCUGUGCAGUACCAUGAGGAUGGAGCACGCAUCGAGGCAGCCUUCCGCCGCUACAUCCACCGGGCAGACCCAAAGCAGAAGGAGGACAGCUACGAGAUCAUUGUGUGCCAUGCCAACGUCAUCCGUUACUUUGUUUGCAGGGCCCUGCAAUUUCCACCCGAGGGCUGGUUACGUAUGGGAUUGAACAACGGCAGCAUCACGUGGCUCACCAUCCGCCCCAACGGCCGGGUAGCCCUUCGAACUUUGGGAGACGCGGGAUUCAUGCCCCCAGACAAACUAACACGAACCUGAUUGGCCAACAUCCUGCACUUCCUGGACCAGGGUUGGGAUGACGGACGCGUUGGUCACAGGGUCAAUCUCAGUUUUCUCCUUAAGUGUCUUUCUUCGGGUAUUCAGUUGUUUUUUUGUUAAACUGCCGCCAUUUGUGCUUGAAGGACUGUGGUGGUUGGUGGUGUUGUGAUGAUUGCGUCCUUGCCAGACGACACCAACAGAAUGUAAUUCAGUCCUUUUUUUUUUUUUAACGAGAGCAGUUCCAAACCGAGAAGUUGCGGGAUUGUGAACAUGAAUAGAGUAGAAUAGGCAAGAGUUAUUGUCACUGUAAGCAGAGCUGAGUAAACAAUACAAGUCUCUUUUUGUGUUUGAAAAAAGCCACAAGAAGAUGUUGACAUUUCGAACGUUCCAAAAGUUCUACACCUAAGUUCAAAGUGGAUUCUUAUGUUGUGGUGUCAGCCUAUCACAGAUCUGCCAAAGGGGAUCUCCGUAGACCUCAGUAGUUGCUUUGUUCUACAGUGAGUUGUUCCAUUGUGAGCGGCUGUUUGUGACACCUUUUAUCUUCAAUAAAGAUGACGAAAAGGC
Messenger RNA from Syngnathoides biaculeatus (alligator pipefish), 1706 nucleotides. It is a transcript of the gene pgam5, whose product is annotated as PGAM family member 5, serine/threonine protein phosphatase, mitochondrial. The transcript is spliced from 6 exons. Gene Ontology annotation, biological process: positive regulation of mitochondrial fission. NCBI's taxonomy places the organism in Eukaryota, Metazoa, Chordata, Actinopteri, Syngnathiformes, Syngnathidae. The record is from RefSeq and is a predicted model, not a curated record. Gene Ontology annotation, cellular component: mitochondrion. Bases 240 to 1142 code for a protein of 300 amino acids.